Populus trichocarpa (black cottonwood) is the source of this 1312-nucleotide messenger RNA. RefSeq lists its product as uncharacterized. The transcript is spliced from 2 exons. The record is from RefSeq and is a predicted model, not a curated record. The coding region runs from base 620 to 1021 and encodes 133 amino acids. NCBI's taxonomy places the organism in Eukaryota, Viridiplantae, Streptophyta, Magnoliopsida, Malpighiales, Salicaceae.
AGUAACAAAAUUAGAAGAGAAUCCCUCUCUUUAAAUUAGCCUUCCAUAUCAAAACAAACAACAAUCAAACCCUAGCCCUCAUCCCCUCCAAACUCCAAAGCCUUUCUCCUUAUCCCAAAACCAAAACAAAUCAUUCGACCGUUUUCUUUCAGAUCUCUAUCUCUCCAAAAAAAUCUCUUACCAGUUAAAGAGAGGGAAAAAAAGAAGCUAAGCGCUUUUCUUUUUUCUUUUUUCUUUUUUUUUGUCGUUUAGAAAUAGAUCGUCAAAGAAAACGAAGAUCUAGUUGUUAUCGUUGUGAAUGGUGGAAAUCUUAAGAAGUAGUAGUAAUUACAUGCUCUCCCUUUGCCAAUCAAGGGCGGGCGUUGUCUCUGUGGCCUCUGCUUUCGCUUUCGGAUCUUGCAAGGAAGGCUGGUACUAUCGCUGCAUCGGUGUCGACCCGUAAACAGAGAAAAACCAUCAAAAGUCGUUGUUCUCGGUGAUUUUUAUUCACAAAAAGUACCCAGUUCUUUAUUUUUUGUUUGAAGAAAGAAAGAAAAACCCAAUACCCAAUUUUCUUUUUGUUUAGAUACUGCUAUUUCUUUUUUGUUGAUUUUUUUGAGAGAAAAGAAAAAAGAAUACAAUGGUUCUUUACAAGCAGAAAAAGAACCAGGCAGCCAAGGGCAACAGGUUCUUGAUUAGCGUGACGGUGUUAGGGAGUGCAGGGCCGAUCCGGUUUGUUGUUAACGAGGAGGAUCUAGUGGUUGCUGUUAUUAAUACUGCCUUGAAGUCCUAUGCGCGUGAGGGUCGCCUUCCAAUUCUAGGCUCGGAUCUCAAUGAUUUCUUGCUUUAUUGUCCCAAUGCUGGUUCUGAUGCUAUAAGCCCAUGGGAAACCAUCGGAUCACUCGGAGCUCGCAAUUUUAUGCUUUGCAAGAAGCCACAGCAUCUGAAAGUGGCGGAGAAGGAUGGGAGAUCCAAUGCAGCAAUUUCCCAGAAGGGGAGUGGGAGCUGGAAGGCAUGGAUUAAUAAAGUCACUCAAUCUUAAAAUAUCUUCUCAUUGAUGCACUUUCCAGUAGUGAAGGAUAUGAUAUCUUCUCGUCAAUUUAUUAAAGUUGUUUCCAGUUUCGUUUAAGUUUUGCCAAAUUAUUCAAUUUGGUCUUCUUAUUAGUUGGCGUGGUUGUUUCAUUUACCUGGUAAUGUCCCUUUAGGGUUUUUUGUUCUAAUUCGAGUUGAGAGAAUUGUGAAGAAUUCCUGAUUGUUUAGGGAACCAAUCAAAUUGUUCUCCUUGAAUGUUUUUCUUUGAAUAAAAUAGACAUUUUUGGUUGUCUUUAGUAAA